AUGGCCUUCCGACCACCACCCACUGGACUUGCUAGACACGUUUCUAACCUCUUGAAAGGUGACCUGUUGAAGAAGGCUCCUGUCUGGCUCCCAGUUCUUCAGUCAAUUCCCCCUGGACCAUCCAUCAUUCGCGCUCAGCACCACAACCCCAUUGAGGUAGCAGCUCUAGAUGAAUCAAAAGAAGCCUUUAGACAAUCCAACACUCGUAAUACCGUUGCUGCAACACGCCACAAACAGAAGCAUCUUCGUACAAAACCACCACGACCAGUAGCAAUUGUCUACCCUGAAGAUAAAUUAAGAAGACAGUUCUACAGGGAUCAUCCCUAUGAAUUGGCCAGACCUAAAGUACUUGUUGAAAACAAUACUGGACUGAAUCGCACCGACUUUAGCAAACUUCUCUUGCCAGAAAUGAACCUGUAUGAGGUUGAUGGUGAAGCUGUUGUAAAAUAUCAGCUUUACCUCAUGACACACGAAAAGAUGCCAGAGAGAAAGGCUUAUGCUAAAGCUACAUCUGAGUUCUAUGAGAUCCGUGCUCUCCAGGAACAACAAGAAAGAGAAUUGAGAAAGGAAAUGUUUACGAUCGUAGAAUCUAGCCACAAGCACAGCCAGCGUGCAUUGCGUCUUGAAGAACGUGCUUUGAAGCAGGUCUAAAGAAUCGUCCUUUCUCUUUUUUUCCCCUUCUUCUUGACACUCUUUAGAAUGUAUAAAGUAUUUUUUAUUUGUU
Phycomyces blakesleeanus NRRL 1555(-) is the source of this 724-nucleotide messenger RNA. RefSeq lists its product as hypothetical. Bases 1 to 651 code for a protein of 216 amino acids. The record is from RefSeq and is a predicted model, not a curated record. The transcript has 2 exons. Gene Ontology annotation, cellular component: mitochondrial small ribosomal subunit. Gene Ontology annotation, molecular function: structural constituent of ribosome. Lineage: Eukaryota; Fungi; Mucoromycota; Mucoromycetes; Mucorales; Phycomycetaceae.